Molecule: messenger RNA, 2019 nt
Organism: Ostreococcus lucimarinus CCE9901
Lineage: Eukaryota; Viridiplantae; Chlorophyta; Mamiellophyceae; Mamiellales; Bathycoccaceae
Exons: 1
Coding region: 1-1998 (665 amino acids)
Cellular component (GO): BAT3 complex
Molecular function (GO): polyubiquitin modification-dependent protein binding; misfolded protein binding; zinc ion binding
Source: RefSeq, a predicted model, not a curated record
AUGCCGGCGGUGAAGCGAAUCGUGGAGGGCGUCUCGGGCGUGCCGGCGAACGCGCAGCGGUUGCUGUGUCGAGGACGCGUGCUCGCGGACGAAGCGUCGAUGGAGAGCGCGCGAGUGGAGGAUGGAGACACGCUGCUGCUGGUGACGCGAGCGCCGGAGACGGAGGCGAAUCCGAAUUUGGCGAGGGAUCCGCACGCGCCGGAAAACGCGGAAGCUCGCGGAAACGGACGAGGCGAGGGGACGAUCGGGGACUUGUCGCAGAUGAUAACGUCGUUACUCACGGCGAAUCCAGCGAUGUUAGGGGCGGUAGGACCGGCGGGGGGGGCGGUGACCGUGGAGUUUAGCAUCGGCGGACCGCCGAUGGGGGGCGGGGGGGCGCGAGCUCCGGCGGCGGGUCAACGCCGCGAAGAGCGGGCGGCGGGCCGGGGUGGGCGUGGACAACCCACGAACGCCACGGCGACGACGGCGGUGCAGCAAAACACGCCCGAAGAGACCUUGCGUAGAUAUCUGCAGAACGUUUUACGGUUGUUGCGCGGUUUACAAGUGCGCUCGACGCCGUUGUCCACGCCGGGUGAUGGAAACUCGGUCGCGAGCGAGGACGCAUCUCGGACGAUAGAGCAGCGUCCCAUACAUUUUGGCGUGCAAUGCGAUGCGUGUGAGGUUAUUCCCGUCCGAGGGACGCGGUACAAGAGCGUGGCUCACGACGAUUACGAUCUGUGCGAGCGUUGUUUCUUCGCUGGUCGAGGCGCCGCGUGCGGACCGUACGCGAAGCUCGACUUGCCGUUGCCGGCUGGUUUACCCCCAGUCGUUCAAAACGACGAUGAAACGGACAUGAAUCAAGGCACAACACGUGAACAACGCAGUGAAGCCGAUGUGGAUACUCUCGGUGGCAUGUUGAGCACGGCGGGAGAGAUCGCUCGUCAAGCCGCACCGCUCAUCGAUGUCGUCGCGGCGAGAUUCGCUCGAGACAGUAGGCAAAACACAGUCGAGACGCAGGCCGCGAACUUGCAAGUCGCCAGUCUAAUGCAUUCAGUCGGCGCGCUUUGGUGUGAGCUCGCGCGAUGCAUGGCUGUCGUGCCACCGCCUCCAGGCGUCAUGACACCACAGGGUGCCGCGAUCGCCGGCGACGACAUCAACAACGCCCAAAGUUUUUUUAGCUAUCCGCAGGUAUCUUACAUCGCUAAUUCAGGUGAGUUUCCGCACACUCGACCGCCUGGGAUGCCAUUGCAUACCCAAGACGGCCUUUUUGUGCAAGGAAACCCUCAAGCUCAGGCUGUGAGACCUGUAGGCGUCAUGCAUGUCAUGCACCAGGUGCAUGGAUUGCAGCAAGGCUUGGAAGGUUUGCCGCCAGAGCUUCGCGAACUGCUGAUGCGUCAGGCGGCGCAAGCUACACCAGCGCCAGGUACUAAUCCUGCCGCCUCUGCCGCUACGACUGAGGCGCAGCAACCGCCGCCGCCUUCUCAAAUGGUCAACCCGCACGGUCGUCGGCAAGCGCAAGCGCAGUCUUCACAGAGAGCGUUGAGUCGAUUUUUGGGAUCUGUACUUAGGGCAAUUCCGAGUCCGAGCUUCAUGACGUCGCAAGCUGAUCACACCAUCGACGCGACGACACAAAGCGGCGGUAUUCAAAUCCCUACCGUCCCCGCGCAUCGGGAUUCAACGACUCUCGCGCAUGAUUUGAACUCUGCGGUGACGGGCGCGGCGGGUCAACGCCCUCCAGUGGCGCCGAGUCAACCCGUCGGCACGGUCCCAACGAGCGCGACGAGCGCAAACGACAGCAUUUCUCGCUCUGGACAAAACGAAACGCCGAAUCGCGCUCGAACGCGUGGUGAUUCCAAGGAGGAGGACGCCAAUGGGCGCGCGGCAAAGGCGUCCAACACUGGGAACGGCAUGUCUCCCGCCGCGAGCGCCGCUCACCUCGCGAGAGAUCAAGCGACGAAAUCGAACUUAGGAGCGAGCACUUCGCACGUCACUCGAAAUGAGGAAGACGACAAAGAAUAAUUGAUUGAUGAUGAGUGCACC